Messenger RNA from Mizuhopecten yessoensis (Yesso scallop), 767 nucleotides. Its product is annotated as peptidyl-tRNA hydrolase ICT1, mitochondrial-like. Lineage: Eukaryota; Metazoa; Mollusca; Bivalvia; Pectinida; Pectinidae. Gene Ontology annotation, biological process: mitochondrial translational termination. The transcript has 6 exons. The record is from RefSeq and is a predicted model, not a curated record. Gene Ontology annotation, cellular component: mitochondrial large ribosomal subunit. Bases 67 to 690 code for a protein of 207 amino acids. Gene Ontology annotation, molecular function: translation release factor activity.
UCAACGAAACUUCCGGUGACUUUGCUCAUGGCUCUAUGAGGAGUGGAAAGAUAAUUGUUGUACACGAUGUUCUGUCGUUGCAUGCGACUUGCUUUAACUGCCAAUAAUGCAAAUGUUCUGAGGAACUUUUAUACAAUACAGACAUUGAGAACUGCUGGGUAUAAGAGUAAACUGAGUCUAGACAAUUUGUAUCCAGGCAAUAGAAACAGCAUAAAUGAAGCGUUCAACGUGCUUAAAAAACAGCACAAUUAUGCAAAUGGUAGUGAAGAGGAACCAUUCUCAGGAUAUAUUCCAACUGAAAAGAUAGAGUUUACCUAUACCAGAAGUGGUGGAAAAGGUGGCCAGAAUGUAAAUAAAGUCAGCUCUAAAGUAAAUGCAAAAUUCCAUCUUGAAUCUGCGACCUGGAUACCUGCCUGGAUCAGAGAAAAAAUCAAAGAGCAGCAAAAACACCAUAUCAGCAAGGACGGCUUUGUGAUGAUAUCGUCGGAGAAGACACGGAAACAGAUCAUGAACAAAGCCGAUUGUAUGGAGCAGAUUCGCAGUAUGAUUUACAGAGGCACUAUGAAACCCAAGGAACAAACACCAGAGGAACUUGCUCGCAUUGCCAAGGGGAAAUUAAAGUUCCAGAAGGAUGUGCUUAGAAAGAAAAGAGUACAUUCAGAUAAGAAGAAAUUCAGAUAUAAUCCCUGACACCGAUUUAGAUAGGAUGGUUUUGACUUUUUCAUGUAUAUUAUCUUAUUAUCUGAAUACAUUUUUUUUUUAAAUAU